Diutina rugosa is the source of this 2097-nucleotide messenger RNA. It is a transcript of the gene SNF5, whose product is annotated as Snf5p. The transcript has a single exon. Bases 1 to 2097 code for a protein of 698 amino acids. Gene Ontology annotation, cellular component: SWI/SNF complex; nucleus; nuclear chromosome. Lineage: Eukaryota; Fungi; Ascomycota; Pichiomycetes; Serinales; Debaryomycetaceae. Gene Ontology annotation, molecular function: transcription coregulator activity. Gene Ontology annotation, biological process: regulation of transcription by RNA polymerase II; chromatin remodeling. The record is from RefSeq and is a predicted model, not a curated record.
AUGAACUUCAACCAGGGCAACAUGAUGUCCCAGGGAUCAAUGGGGCAGCCUCCCUAUGGAGGCGGCGGCCAGCCGCUGCAGCCGCCGCCGCAGGGCAUGCGCCAAUUUCCCACCACGGCGCUCGCCCAGAUGACCCCGCAGCAAUUACAACAACUCAAGAACCACCCACAAUACCAGGAGAUUAUCCGCCAAUACGCCCACCGCCAGAUGAUGUUACAGCAGCAACAGCAGCAGCAUCAGCAACAGCCACCGCAGCAGCCGCCCCAGCCGAUGCAGGCGCCCAUGGGCCAGCCGACACCGGCCAUGAUGGCCCAACGACAACAUUCGGGCGCCAUGCCGCGCCAGCCGGGGCCGAUGGCAGCUGCUCAGCUUGCAGCGCGUCAGGGGAUGGGGGUAGCUCCCGGAGGAGUGCCGCAACCGCACCCAGCAGCGGUGGGGGCAGGGCAAUUGCCUCCCGGAGUGGCGCCGGGAGCGGCGCCGCCAGCGAUGGCGUUAGCCGCUGGUGGUGGCGGGAUUGACCCCACUACAGGUCGCCGAGUGACGGCAGCAGUACCGGCAGUCCCUGGAGCAAUUGCCGCAGCCGCAGCGGCGGCGGCAGUGACCCAACCCCCGCCACCGCCGCCGAUCGAGGCUAAUGCCAUCCAAGUACCUCCGAUAAUCAACCCCGACCAGUACCUGCGACCGGUGCUUGCCAGCCUCAAAUCGAACAAGAUGGACGACGCCCAUUACUGGCUGAAACAGUUGGAGAAGGAGGGCAAACCGGUGCCCUCGGACGUCAAGCUCUACGAAAACAUUGUCGAUGCCGACUCCAAAUACCUCAAACAGUACAAGGAACAGCUCCGGGGGCUGAAGCAGUUGCUUGCCGAUUUGCAGCGCGACCUGGUGUCGUACAACGAAAUCAAGCAGUUGCGAGUGAACGCCAUCACCCUCCUGUCGAAGCACACCUUCAACAACUCGAUCUGGGGCGAAGGGUACCAAGGGUACGGCAACGGCAUCACCAAUGCCCCGACCAAGUUGGUGUUACCGGGCAAGGACAUUACCGACCGCCAAAUCAACGAGCGGGUACUUAAGCAACGCCAGCUGGGGGAAAAGCCCCACUUUGUGCCCAUUCGCCUCGAAUUCGACUUUGAACGCGAUAAGUUUAAGCUUAGGGACACGUUCCUUUGGGACUUGAACGAGGAAGUGAUUACGGUGGAGCUGUUUGUCCACCAGUUGAUCGACGACUACAAGUUUGUCCUGGCGGAAAACUACAGCACCAUUCUCGCCAGCGUCAAGGAGCAGAUCGCCGAGUACACCAAGAUACCCGAACGCACGCUGGGAGAGUUGCGGGUGCCGAUUAAAGUAAACGUCGUCAUCAACGACACUCAGCUCGUCGACAAGUUCGAGUGGGAUAUACUAAACUGCCACGACGGCGACGCCGAGGAGUUUGCCACUCAGUUGUGCGACGAAAUGGGCCUCCCAGGAGAGUUUGCCACCGCCGUGUCCCACAUCAUCCGCGAACAAACGCAGAUGUACCAUAAGGCGUUGCUGUUCACCGGCUACUCGUUUGACGGUGCACCCAUCCAGGAGGAGGAGACUCGCCUGCACUUAUUACCGCAAUUGAAGACCGGCGACGACUUCUACACCGUGUUGCGCAACUCGCAGGCGGUGAUCGAGUACGGCCCCCUGGUGCAAAAGCUCUCGCAACAGGAGGUGGAGAAGCUUGAUAAAGAGAUCGAGCGUGAUCUGCGGCGUAAACGUCGCCACAACCUCAACGAAGACCACUUGGCGCUGUUGGCAGGGGCACUGGGGGCCGCCAGCAACCGUGGCCCCCUGCUGCGACGCAUGGCCUUCCACUCCGGCCGUGGGGGCCCGGCGCUCCCCGACCUCUCCGACGUGCCCAAGACCUUCCGCACCCCGGCGCCAUCGUCGGUGUUGCCUGGUGCCGCCGACGUCGGCGUUCCUCGUGUCUACGACUACGCCGAAGUGUCGGCGUUCAAGACCCAAGUGCGCAACCCCGACUACCGACCACCAUUGGCGGCCGAUGCCGUGCGCUACCACUGGGACGCCAACCACGGCACGUUCAUGGUGAAGCUUAAGUUCCGCCGGUUGAACUGA